Molecule: messenger RNA, 1867 nt
Organism: Punica granatum (pomegranate)
Lineage: Eukaryota; Viridiplantae; Streptophyta; Magnoliopsida; Myrtales; Lythraceae
Source: RefSeq, a predicted model, not a curated record
CUCAGCUACCUAACAUUUUGAGUAGAUCGGACAACCACUUUUCCUUGUGAAGAUGGAAAGCCCACCCCUCCUUCUCCAAGUCCGGUCCUUCCCCUAUAUUCAUCCAUCCUUCCAUCUUCUUGAUUUCCUAUCCCUAAAACCCUAACACCCUAAAAUUGUGGAUCAAUCAAAGAUGGAUAGGGAUAGGAAAGCCCACCUGGUCGCAAUUCCAUAUCCAGGAAGAGGCCACAUCAACCCCAUGAUGAACCUGUGUAAGCUUCUGGUGUCGAAAAGCCCCAGCAUCUAUGUCACUUUCGUCGUCACCGAGGAGUGGCUCGCUCUAGUCGGCUCUGACCCAAAGCCCGACACGAUCCGCUUCGCCUGCAUACCCAACGUCAUUCCUUCGGAGAGCAUCCGUGCCCUGGACUUCCCCGCAUUUAUUGAAGCCGUCUUGACUAAGAUGGAAGACCCGGUUGAGCGGCUCCUUGAUGCGCUUGAUAAGCCCGUGAUCGCCAUCAUUGCUGACACCUACUUGUUCUGGGCUGUCCGCGUCGCAAACAAGAGGGACAUCCCCAUCGCAUCGCUGUGGACCAUGUCGGCAUCAGUCUUCACUGUCUUCGACCAUUUUGAGCUCCUCCUUGUACACCGGCAUUUCCCUGCCGAUCUCUCAGAUCGGGGCGACGAGAUCGUUGAAUAUAUCCCAGGGCUUCCACCAACACGCUUGGCGGAUCUCACCACCUUCUUCGGUGUAAGAGGGAGGGUUACUUUACAGAGGGCAUUGGAUUGCUUCCCGUGGGUUCCCAAAACACAGUAUCUCCUCUUCACCAACUUCUACGAGCUUGAAUCCUCAGUCAUAGACGCCCUCAAGGCAAAAUUUUCCAUGCCCAUCUACACCGUCGGUCCCACAAUACCUUACUUUGAGCUUGAAUUAGACUGCUCCUCCUCCAUUUCCCUUGGGCUUGGUGCGGGUCCUCAUCAGCAUCAUCGCCCGUCGUACCUCCAGUGGCUUGAUUCCCAGCCCACAGCUUCUGUGCUGUACAUCUCCUUAGGCAGUUUUCUCUCUGUGUCUCGCGAGCAGAUGACCGAACUUGUCACCGGUGUCCGUGAAAGUGGAGUGAAGUUCUUAUGGGUGAGCCGAGACCUAGAGGAGAACUGGUUGUCGGAUUGGUUUAGGGGCAGCUGCGGAAUUGAUGAGGAGAAGGGAGUGAUUGUGCCCUGGUGCAACCAAUUGAUGGUAUUGAGUCAUCCUUCGGUCGGAGGGUUCUGGACGCACUGUGGGCUAAAUUCAACACUGGAAGCUAUAUAUGCUGGGGUUCCAAUAUUGGCUUUCCCAAUCUUUUGGGACCAAGUCCCAAAUAGCAAGCUCAUUGCUGAAGACUGGAAGAUUGGGUGGCGAGUGAAGAGACCAGUGGCAGUGGGAGAGGAGGAGCAGCAGCAAUUGGUGGUGUCUGGAGUGGAAAUCGCAGGGGUUAUUAGGAAGUUUAUGGAUUUGGAAAGUGAUGAGCAGAUGCAAUUAAGGAGAAGAGCCAUGGAACUCCAGGAAAUAUGUCGUCAAGCAAUCCAGCCCGGUGGAUCAUCUUACAGCAACAUUGAUGCUUUUGCCAGUGAGAUUUCAAAACUGGGGUGUUUCUUAGAUAGAUUUAUACACGUUAUCGACUGAGGACAAGACAAAUUGGUGGCCUGGUUGUUUUUCCCAGUGCCAUAUAUAACAUAUCUGCUGCAGGGAGUAUGAACUUGUACUGUUCUUUUCUCCUGCUUAUCAAACUUGGUGGUUUCCGUUCCGUUUCUGUUCAAGAGCUAUAUAUAUAUUAAUUAGGUAUUCAAUUCUUCUUGUGGAACUAAAAGUGUAUCUUUAUUCGGUAUUAGUUUUUCUUAUUUCAUUGUAGUA